AAAAUACGCACCGCUGCGCACUUUCCUUCCGUGAAUACGGAACGCUCAUCUGAGUUGCGCAAUUUCCGCAAGCGGUGCAGUCUGGGGUUCUGCUGCACUACACAGGGCUGGCGCAACUGGCUAGCUAGCUGAGCACUUGAAAUGGACGUGUUCUUGAUGAUCCGGCGUCACAAGACCACAAUCUUCACGGAUGCCAAGGAGUCUACCACUGUGUAUGAGCUGAAGCGUAUUGUUGAAGGAAUCCUAAAGAGAUCACCUGAAGACCAGCGGCUGUACAAAGAUGACCAGUCGCUAGACGACAGCAAAACUCUUGGAGACUGUGGAUUCACCAACCAGACUGCCAGACCUCAAGCGCCAGCUACAGUUGGUCUGGCUUUCCGCGUAAAUGAUGAGAUGUUUGAACAGCUCCACGUCGAGGCCUUCUCCAGCCCCCCGGAACUCCCCGACGUGAUGAAGCCCCAGGACUCCGGCAGCACGGCCAACGAGCAGGCCGUGCAGUGAUGGCGGGGAGAGGAAAGGAGCGAGGACAGGAAAGGAGCGAAGGGAGGAAGGAUGGAAGUGGGUGUGUGUGGAUUAACUGCAGUGGAGAAGUAGCAGGGCGGAAGAUAAUGUAAUAUAAUUUACGUUGAUGGAUGGGGACAUUAUAGGUAACCGAGCCUAUCCAUGUUACCGUCACGCUGUCAUCCCAACGUCUCCCAUUCUUUUCUUCUUUUUUUUUUUUGUUGAAAACUCUUUGAUAGUUUCCACAGCACGUUCUGCUCCUUGACUUUGCUCUUAAGCACCAACUGGCUAAACUUCCCGAGUGAAUGUGUUUGUUUGGAUUGUGUGUGUGUGUGUGUGUGUGUGUGUGUGUGAGAGAGAGAGCGAGUGAGCGAGCGUUAUUAUAAUUAUUGUCUUUAAUAUUUUGGAAAAGUGUAGUUGUGUGUCACAGUGCUCUAGAAGUAACAAGCCUCGGUAAAGAGUCGGGUGUGUCUGGCGAACUGCAUGAAGAAAAUUCAAAACCAAGGCUUUACAGACUAACCGUGAACUGCUGAGUUUACUUGGUGUGAUUCUGUUGUACAUUUCUGAUUUGAUUCCAUACCAGGAAAGAAAGCCUUUAUAAUGAUUCUACGUUGUUGGGUGUCAUCAUUUUGAUUUCAGUACUCGUCAGCUCUUGGUCGGUUUCACAGAAAGCUCCUGGGACAACAGGGGGACACGUUGGGUCCGAGGACACACAGGAUACACAGGAGGAGGGUUUUCUGUCGUUAAAACUUAAUCACCACAUGUCCCCAACUUCUAUGCGGGACCUUCCCCUAAUCACACAAACAUUGCCUGUAAUUGUGAGCUUGCAUAAUUAAAAGUUCUUCCUGUUUUGUUUUUUA
This is a messenger RNA of Gasterosteus aculeatus aculeatus (three-spined stickleback), 1361 nucleotides long. RefSeq names its product elongin-B. Gene Ontology annotation, molecular function: protein binding. Gene Ontology annotation, cellular component: VCB complex; elongin complex. Gene Ontology annotation, biological process: transcription elongation by RNA polymerase II. The record is from RefSeq and is a predicted model, not a curated record. NCBI's taxonomy places the organism in Eukaryota, Metazoa, Chordata, Actinopteri, Perciformes, Gasterosteidae.